Messenger RNA from Ylistrum balloti, 3110 nucleotides. RefSeq names its product transforming growth factor-beta receptor-associated protein 1-like. NCBI's taxonomy places the organism in Eukaryota, Metazoa, Mollusca, Bivalvia, Pectinida, Pectinidae. The coding region runs from base 77 to 2662 and encodes 861 amino acids. The transcript has 22 exons. The record is from RefSeq and is a predicted model, not a curated record. Gene Ontology annotation, molecular function: protein binding. Gene Ontology annotation, cellular component: cytoplasm; membrane. Gene Ontology annotation, biological process: autophagy; vesicle-mediated transport; endosomal vesicle fusion.
AAAAUUCUCGGGAACGGUAUAGGUGUCACAAUUUAGCACGAUUUUGCAUUUAAUCUAGUACAUGUAAUGCAGAAAAAUGAGUGUCAAAGCGUUCGAGUUGGUCCCCGCGAUCGAGCGGAUCAAGCUGAUGUCCGAUAAAGCAAAGACACAGAUUGAAUGUAUUGAUUUCUGUGGAAAAAACUUGUACAUUGGAACUAAUGACUGUUUUGUGGUACAUUACAUGAUAGAAGAGCGCCAGUCAUCUAGCGGCAAAGUUGUAUUUCAUAAUGAAAAAUUGGGACAUAAAUACCUGGCUUUGAAAAAGCCAGUUUCUCAACUUAAGGCAGCAUCAGCUUUAAACAGAAUCCUAGUCCUAUGUGAUAAUACUCUAACUCUACUCAAUAUGUUUGAUUUAGAGCCAAUCAUGAGUGGAGCCAAGGUGAAAGGAGUGACAUGUUUCUGUUUGAACGAAACUCCAGUUCGUGGGAGUCCUUUCAGUGUAGAGAUCUGUGUAGCACUGAAGAAGAAACAGAUACAGUAUUACACAGCCACUGAGGAUAGACUUAUUCAUGUGAAGGACAUCUCCUUGUCGGAGCCCGCCGUAUCCUUGGGUGUGGAUGGAAGUUACAUCUGUGUUGCUACAAUGAGCCAGUACUGUAUGGUUAAUUAUGAGUCUGGACACCUACAGGAUCUCUUUCCCUUCGACAGUGAAAACAGCAAACCUCUCAUCAGACGCAUCAGUAAGGAAGAGUUCCUUUUGAGUGGCCCGAGUGCCCUGGGAAUGUUUGUGACAUCAGCUGGUAUAUCACAGCGGCCUCCACUACAAUGGUCAGAGAAUCUACAGGGAGUGAGCUACAUCCAUCCCUACAUUAUAGCCCUUAAUGAUGAGUUCAUCACAAUACACAGUAUACUUGACCAACAGCAGAAACAAGCAAUUCCUUUCCAAGGAGGAUCCUUCAUAGGAAAUUUUGAUGGGAAAAUGUUUGUAGCUUCUCAAAGAGAAAUCUACUCACUGGUGCCUGUAGCAUGGGAAAAACAGGUUCAAGCGUUACUGGCAGACAAGCGAGUAUCCGAGGCCUUAGAUCUGGCACGCAAUGCCAACCGUGUGGGCCUUAGUAAGGAUAAAUUCAACAAGAUAUUCAGACGAUUUGAACAACAAGCAGCGUUUAUAGAGUUUUCUCAGCAACACUUUGAGGAGGCUAGGGAGUUGUUUAAAGAAGGAAAAGUAGAUGUUCGUGAGGUGCUAAGUCUAUAUCCACGACUCUUGCCGUCCAACUGUAACUUUACAAGGUCAGUGCCACCUCUCCAUGAGAUCGCUGAUGUGAACCAGCUGAGUCGUGGAGAUGAAGCCAUUAUGAAGGAAUAUCGUAAUUUUCUCCGACUAUAUCUAGAGGAUUUACGAGGCACAAAGGAUGCAGUCGGUUUUAAGCAGGAGAUAGAUGUUGCUUUACUGAAACUGUAUGCUGAAGUGAAUUCACCAGAGUUAGUUCCCCUUAUUGCCGUGGAUACUGGUUGUGACCUGAAGGAUUGUGUUGAUUGUCUAGAGAAAUAUGAGAGGCACCAUGCUCUAGCACUCCUGUACAAGGUUCACAAAGAAAACGAUAAAGCCCUCGCUGUAUGGAUGAGGCUUGUCAAUGAGGAAAUCAAAGACGAAACUUUCCCGGGCGUGGAGUUUGUCGCAGAGUUCCUAGCAAACCUUAGUGACCAUGAGUUGGUAUGGAAGUAUGUUGAUACAAUACUGGUCAAGGAUGCACAACUAGGGGUCAAGGUGUUUACGGAACGGCCGCCUAAGGAGCCCCCGUCAGAACGUUUACGACCUGAAGCAGUGAUUGACUACUUACACAGGUUCCCAGAGGCUGUCAUCACUUAUCUAGAACAUCUAGUCUUUCAAAAGAAAUUAGAGAAGGAGAAAUAUCAUACACACCUUGCUGUGCUGUAUCUUGAUGCAGUCCUGCAGCUUAUGAAGGAGAACAGUGUCAAAAAGGAAAAGCUGGAUAUCGCCAGGUCAAAGCUACGUCACAUUCUGCAGAUGUCUAAUUUAUAUCGUGUACAACUCAUUCUCGGAAAGGUCAAACAAACGGACAUGUUUGCUGAAUGUGCUAUACUGUAUGGAAAACUAGAGGAACAUGAUAAAGCUUUACGUAUACUGGUGCACAAACUGAAGGAUUAUGGGGCCGCUGAAAACUAUUGCCUUGUCAACUCUCAGGGCAAAGAUCCCAGUGUGAGAAAGAGGCUGUUUCAUAUACUGCUGAGUGUUUACCUUGACCCGUCCUAUGAACAAAGAGAUUCCCUGGUACAUCCAGCUGUAACUCUUCUCAACAGCAACCUAUCAGAGUUUGAUACAGUAAAGGUAAUCCAGUCUAUACCGGAGAACUGGUCAGUGGGCUUGCUGUCACAAUUUCUGAUGCGAACUGUUAGAAAAAGUAUGAACUCUUGUCGAAAUAAACGCAUAGAACGUAUGAUGUCUCGCGGAGAAAAUUUACAGGUCACACAGAAUUCUAUAGAAAUGCAGCGUAAUUAUGUCACCAUGAAUGACGACAGGAUGUGUGCGAUGUGUAAUCGGGCUUUUGGUGACACUUCUUUUGUGCGUUAUCCAAAUGGAGUUGUGACACAUGUACAUUGUGCAAAAAACAAACAUGUCUGCCCUGUGACAGGAAAACUUUUUAGUACCAAACAGUCUUGAUGAUACAUAUACCUGCAUUACAAGUACUUCCUUCAUCCUAUAACUAGCUUAUGCAUGAAGGAUGGGGAUAUUUCUCGGAGAUCAGAUGGUGCCUGAAGGUGAUUGUCAUUUCGUGCAGGCCAAACUAGUGCAGAGGACAGGAGAGGAGAUGCUUCCACAAGCUGCUGAUGACCAACUAGAUUUUCGGUCAAGAAGACGGAAUUGAAGAUAUAAACAGCACCUGCACCAGAAAAUCUUGUUUCAAAAGUGCUACAUGAAUGUGAUGAACAGAUUUCACAAAUUCUGAUUUCAUACUUUCAAUAAUAUUUAUUAAUUAAAAAAUCAAGUUGAAUUGUUUGAAAAAUAGGUACAUAUACUAAAAAGUAAAAUUUCUGUGUAUGUUAUGAACUUAAAAGUAAUAAUUUUCAGUCUUAGGACAAGUUAUUGUGUAAUAGUAUUUAUAAAAAUG